UAUCACACGUAGGCCGAUCAUCACAUUUUUACGGAAAAGUAAAAAUACGAUUUUCUGAUGUCGAAACAACGAAAAAUGUUUAAAACGUCGGAAUAAUAUUUUGUAACCUAUUAUCAUUAUUAUUAUUAUUCGCAAAAAUUAACGAAUGUCGCGAUCGUUUGAUACGGGGCUAUAAUAGCAAAAUUUCUCGCGUCGUACAUACACAAAUGGCUUGACGGUAACUGAAUAACGCUAAGACACGAAAUAUGGUCACCUACGAUUGCAACUGCAAGGGCAUUGCAAUCACGGAGGGGAUAUUUGGAGAAAUUUAUGCCGAAUCUGCGGAGGAUAAAAUACGCUAUGACGACAAAUUAUAUUAUGAGGAUGCCAAAGACAAGGUACUCCGGUUGACGCCAGUAAAGUCGUACACGAUGAUAAAUAAGAAUCGCUUAGAGAUCACCGUCAUUUCCUGGGGUGCCACGAUCGUCUCCCUAAAGUGUCCCGAUAAGUUUGGGCACGUCGCGGAUGUUGUGCUCGGUUUCGACGAUUUGAAGAAUUAUACGAAUCCCAAGACUAAUCCGUUUAUAGGAUGCAUACUGGGCAGAUGCGCGAAUCGCAUAAGAGACGGCAGUAUGGUCAUUAAAGAUCAGACUUAUCAGCUAACGAGAAACGAUUUCGGCAAGCAUCAUCUGCACGGAGGUACAAAGGGCUUCGGUCGGCGAUUGUGGGAGUCGCAUAUCGACAGCUGCUCAGUCGUCAUGACUUACCUAAGCGAAGACGGCGAGGAGGGAUAUCCCGGUGCGGUGCUGAGCACCGUGAGAUUCAGAUUGACGCCUGACAAUAAGCUGGAAAUAGGUAUCCGGGCGACGACGACGAACCCCACCGUAGUGAACAUCUCGCACGGUUCCUUGUUCAACCUCGCUGGACACGACGCCGGCAAGAAGGAAUUGAUGAAGCACAAGAUCUCGUUGAAUUGCGACCGCUGGACCUUCGCGGAUUACACGGAUCCGAUACCGACCGGCGGCAUCCGAGGGGUCGGAGGAACCGUCAUGGAUCUGCGUGUGCCGAGACUUCUGGAGAGCUGUAUCGAGAAGGUCCCGCCGGGGGAAGGGUACGAUCACAACUUCUGCGUCACGCCGAACUGGCACGGGGGUAACGCGUACGUCGCUCGCGCGGUCCAUCCGAAAAGCGGUCGCGUCUUGGAGAUUUAUUCGAAUCAGCCUGGCGUACAGUUCCACACGGGCGGCCGUCUGUGUAGCACCCCCGAGGUCGACAGUGACAACAGCCCGAAUCGUGAGGAUGAAUAUGAGAAACGAAAGGCGACUGGAAAGGGCGAUCAAGUGGAACAAGAUGAGGAGUCUGAACGCGAGGAAUUUAUUUCGGGGAAGCAAGGUGCUCGCUACGUGAAGCACUGUGCAUUCAGCAUUCAACCGCAAAACUAUCCAAAUGCCAUUAAUUAUUCGCACUUUCCCUGUUCUAUUCUACGACCCGGAGAAAUCUAUUGUCACGAUUUAAGUUAUAAAUUCGGAAUCCAAUUGGCCAAUUACAUGUUCUAAAUUAGAAAAGCAUCAAGCUUGGCGCAGUAAAUAUUCGGUCGCGAAAAGCAUUAACCAACAGCUAAAUAUAUUUUUAAGUAUAAAAAUACUUUUAUUAAAUUAUCAAUUAUUAUUAAA
Molecule: messenger RNA, 1652 nt
Organism: Wasmannia auropunctata (little fire ant)
Lineage: Eukaryota; Metazoa; Arthropoda; Insecta; Hymenoptera; Formicidae
Product: aldose 1-epimerase-like
Exons: 9
Coding region: 246-1535 (429 amino acids)
Biological process (GO): beta-D-galactose catabolic process via UDP-galactose, Leloir pathway; glucose metabolic process
Molecular function (GO): aldose 1-epimerase activity; carbohydrate binding
Source: RefSeq, a predicted model, not a curated record